GUUCUAGUAAGUUCCUUUUGCAACGUCAUCCCUUAAUAGAGAGAAGAGUGUGAAACGCCACAAAUUACCCAUGGUGCCGUGGUGCAAUGAGGAAGCGGCCGUUGGCUGACAGACAGCUCGAGGAUGGCGGAGAACGCGGAGCUGUGUUCUAGAACUGGAACCAGAAUCAUCCGGGUUACUGUCAAGACUCCUAAAGACAAAGAGGAAUUCGAGCUGGCGCAGGACUGCACCGUUAAAGAGUUUGGGGGCAAUCCUUUUGCAUCCUUGGUGAGUAAUCCUGAUGGAGGCAAUCAGCCAUCACGUACAGAGAACCGAGACCCUUUGCCUAAUCCCUGGGCUUCCCUGUCAAGUUCACAGACCCCUACGAGUACAACCACAGGUGCAACUACCAGUCAGUCUACAACGCCAAGUCUAGGAGCUGGAUUGGGAGCAGGAUCUGGUAUGUUCAACACACCAGGUAUGCAGAGCUUAUUGCAGCAGAUCACAGAAAACCCACAGCUCAUGCAGAACAUGCUCUCAGCGCCUUACAUGAGGAGUAUAAUGCAAUCCCUGAGUCAGAAUCCUGAUCUUGCUGCACAGAUCAUGCUGAACAAUCCAUUGUUUGCUGGAAACCCUCAGCUACAAGACCAAAUGAGGCAACAGAUCCCUAACUUUCUACAGCAGAUGCAGAACCCUGAAACAUUGUCUGCUAUGUCAAAUCCAAGAGCCAUGCAGGCUUUGCUACAGAUUCAGCAAGGCCUGCAGACCUUAUCUACCGAGGCCCCAGGGCUUCUGCCAGGGUAUGGCAGUGGUAUUGGAGGAAUUGGCACAGUUGCACCUGGCUCAAAUGAAAACACUGGAGCAAGCAGCACAAUGGGAACUGAUGGACAACAGCGUUUUGUGCAGCAGAUGUUGCAAGCAUUAGCUGGGACAAAUUCACAGACUUUGACUCCGAAUCCCGAGGUACAGUUUCAGCAGCAACUUGAUCAGCUCAGUGCAAUGGGAUUUCUGAAUCGUGAAGCCAAUCUUCAAGCUCUAAUAGCAACAGGUGGAGACGUCAAUGCAGCCAUUGAAAGGCUGUUGGGUUCUCAACCAUCUUAGCAAAUGUUCUGCAGCUUGCAAAGAAAUUGUAAUUUAUUUUUGAUAUAUCAGCACUUAAAUCUUUAAAAGCAAAUGCUCUUUUCAGCUUGACUUCUGAGGUUCAGUCUUGUAGUUGGCGAUGGAGGAAAUGACAUUAUAAAUGAGUGCACAGAGGCAUUUGUACAAUACAUAAGUAUUGAGAUUUUUUGGGUCAGGCCAAGAUAUUGCAUGCAUAAAAACUUUAUUUCGUUUAUAAUUUUUAGAAACUUGAGUCAUGUGAAUAAGUUUUGUGGUCUGACCUGAAGAUCUGUUUAAAUCUCAAGUCUUGCUGUAAUAGCUAGUAACUAGUAGUAACUAGCUAGUCAGUAGCCUCAUGAUAGCAAUUUGUAUAGAACAAAGACUUGCAAGAGAUGCAGAAGAAACUGAUCAAAGCCGCAGUGUCUGACAGCCCAUUGCAUAUCGUGAUUGAAGCAUGCAUUAAGGCAAAUAGCAUCAAAAAGACUAAAUGCAGGAUACCACCAACUCUAAUAUUUAUUAAUUUGCUUCAUAUACAAAAUGAAAUGCAUAAAAAUGUACUUCAUUGCAUAUUAUUUCACUGAAAAGAUUUCAGUACCAUUCUAGUCUUGUUGAAUGCAAUUGCAGUGUGGUUUUGAGCUUCCUAAUUCUGGAUGACUUCAAAUCUUUGUGCAGCUUUAAUGAGCACCUUAUUCUAAACUGUGUGCUUACAACUACAGCAGAUUGGCUUUGGCCAGUAAAAUCCAAGCAUAUGUAUGUGCAUUAUAACUUGAAGUGGCACUUUUUAUUGAGUGUCACUUGUAACAUUAAUCUAAUUAUUUCUCAGAACUGCCUUGUACAAAAUAUUUAAUCUGUCAGUUUUUAUCAGUAGCAAUUACUUUAUGUGCACAGAUCAUUAAACUGAAUUUAAAAAAAAUUGUUUUGUGCCUUUGUUAACAAGCAAGCCAUUGAAUUGCUCAUCUAUUCCUGUUAAGGAUUUAUAGUCCAGUAAUACUGUAGCUGUCAUUCCUUUGAAAUAGCUUUUAAAAAUUGUCAUAAAUUAAUUAAAGAGGAAAACAUUGAUUAUCUGUGGUAUCAGGAUGAUAUCUCUCUAGAUUUAGCACUGGUAUACAUUAUUAUGGAAUGAGUAAUCUCCAAACAACAUAUUUCAAAUGUAACUGCCAACCUUUGUUAUUCCCUUUUGAGGUCAUAUAGGCAAAUCAAGUUAAUUGUAAUUAUUACUAAACUGAUGUCAACAAUCAGGGAAUAUUAACACGCAUUUUAAACCUCUCUAAGCACUGAGUUAAAAACAAAUUGUGUUUUAGAUCCAGAACAAUGUCACUUUUGACAUGUUACAGCUGCAGUGUGAUAGAUUUGUUAGAUGGAAGAAUUUUCUUAUUUAUUCAUUAGUAGAUCUCCUUUGGAUUAGUUUACAAAUUAUGAAGUUCCAAGGGUGUUCAUAUACAAAAGUGGAAAGCAGAUCUCUUGUGGUAAACUUUGGAAAAACUUCUUUCCAACAAUAAUGUAAGUGUUAAUAUGAUCCAUGAAAGGAAAAUAAAUAUUUUCCUGCAGACAACAUUUAUUCCUUUACAAUUGUAUUUGUAACCAAUUCUCUCUAUACAAGAUCUCAACAAUCCAUCUGAAAAAUGCCUGAGGUAUUAUUGUGAAUAGAGUCAUAGGGUUGUAUAGCAUAGAAACAGACCCUUUGGUACAACUUGUCCAUGUUGGCCAGAGAUUCUAAAUUAAUCUAGUCCCAUUUGCCAACAAUUGGCCCAUAUCUGUCUAAACCCUUCCUAUUUAAAUGCCAUCCAGAUGCCUUUUAAAUGUUGUAAUUGUACCAGCCUCCGGCAGUCCAUUCCAGAUACGUGCCACCUUCUGUGUGAAAAGUUGCCCUUUAGGUCCCCUUUUAAAUCUUUCACCUUUCCACCUUAAACCUACACCCUCUAGUUUUGGCCUCCUAGACCCUGGGAAAAAGAUCUUAGCUAGUCAUCCUAUCCAUGUCCCUCAUGAUUUUAUAAACCUCUGUAAGGUCACCCCUCAACCUCUGAUGCUCCGGGGAAAAUAACCCCAGCCUAUUCAGCCUCUUCCUACAGCUGAAACCCUCUAACUCCAGCAACAUUCGUGUAAAUCUUUUCUGAACCCUUUCAAGUUUAACAACAUCUUUCUUAUACCAGGGAGACUAGAAUUCCAAAAGUGGCCUAACCAGUAUCCUGUACAGCCAAAACGUGACAUCCAAACUCCUAUACUUAAUGCUCUGACCAAUGAAAGGCAAGCGUACAAAAUGCCACCUUCACGACUCUACCUGCGAC
Molecule: messenger RNA, 3362 nt
Organism: Rhincodon typus (whale shark)
Lineage: Eukaryota; Metazoa; Chordata; Chondrichthyes; Orectolobiformes; Rhincodontidae
Product: ubiquilin 4
Exons: 8
Coding region: 124-1080 (318 amino acids)
Biological process (GO): ubiquitin-dependent protein catabolic process
Cellular component (GO): cytosol
Molecular function (GO): polyubiquitin modification-dependent protein binding
Source: RefSeq, a predicted model, not a curated record